Mixia osmundae IAM 14324 is the source of this 1614-nucleotide messenger RNA. RefSeq lists its product as uncharacterized. The record is from RefSeq and is a predicted model, not a curated record. The transcript is spliced from 4 exons. NCBI's taxonomy places the organism in Eukaryota, Fungi, Basidiomycota, Mixiomycetes, Mixiales, Mixiaceae. Bases 1 to 1614 code for a protein of 537 amino acids.
AUGGCUCCUAGGGCCCCAAAAAGCUCGUGCAGUAAGCCUGCAGCAUCUGAAGAAGUAUCUGUUAGCUCUAUCGCGCCGCGCAAGAAGCGCCGCACUGGCUACACUCGCCGGCGCCGCUACCCAUCCAUAUCGCCUCCUCCAGACUAUUCCAGCAUAAGGGAGGAGCUCGCCGCAAAAUUUGGCCCACGGAAUCCAGCAACAGAUAUCCCACCAUGGCAAGAGAACGUUCAGCCACGGUGGAUGGAAGAUCGACCGAGGCGUCAUCGUUACCGCUCUGUUGGAGAAGACGAAUCGUUCAUGGAGCUAUGCCGCCUGCGCCGUUCCAUGAUGGGUCCAAUACCUAGAGCAAGCGACCUUGCUGCAUCUUGCACUCCGACUACCAUCAGCGAUCUGGCAGCAAGGAGCAGUGAGCCAGCCGAGAGGCCGGGCCAGGAUCCGCUCCAUCCGGUUGACAGCUCGAUCGGACACGGGCAGCAACCCGCUGUCGCUCCACGCGCCGACGCUCGGUCGGCUGACGUACGACAUGCCGGUCUCGAUGGCGCAUCCCGUCGGAUUAGUCCUGGCGAAGUCGAAACGCAACAGUAUCCUGCCGUCACGCAAGAUGCUUCAUCUCAACCUGCAGACGAUAGAUCUGCCUCAGCCACGACGAGUUGGCGAGACUCGAUAGUUGCGGAUCUGCAAAGUCGCAAACAGGUGUGCGACAAAGUGCUGUCCAGCGUCGAGGGCCACCGACAGCAGAAGCAGAUCCUUAUAGAUACUUACGAGUCCUCCCACCCAGGGAAGAUCAGCGCCAACUGCAAAAGAGCCAGCACUCUCGAGUAUACCGAUAAUGAAGGGCGAAAGCAUGCGAUGCCUCUUCACACAGCAUCUUGGGAGGACACGCUCGUCAAACAUACCGAGCCAAAGCUGGGCAGCUCGAUUCCUCACCAGACGUAUGACCAGUUGCGCAAGCCUGCGUCCGAGUAUGCAAAGGUCUUUAAUGACUUCAGACACAAUGCCAUGCGAAAGACAAUCCGUGAUUUUGCCGACUGUCCAGAGCAAGUAUAUCUUACUGUUGGCCUCCGCACGGACACAAGCAUAGCCUCUGGCGACGGAGACAGCAUCGCUGACCCGAGAGUAGCUUGGGUGGAAGCCUCUGCCGGCCUGGUGGAUAAUGAAGAGCUUCUUCAGCCUGCCCUUGACUUCCUGGAAGCAUACUUCACAAAAGGCAAGCAACUACGAGCGUCUUACACUCGCGACACUACCACACCAGGCGGCACCAUCUCCGUUCUUGAACACAAGCGGAAGAUGCACGAACUAGAGCAACGAUAUCAGGAAUCCGAGCAACGACUUCGGGAACUUCAGCACCAGCUGGCGGAAAGCAGCCGUACAGGUGCUAGCAGUGCCAGCAUAGACACAGGAGGUAGCGCGUCUCGAGGAAAUCGCGGAAGAGCAGUGCGAAACCACAAAAGUGCAGCGCGAAACCAUAGGAGAGCAGCGCGAAACUAUGAAAGAGCUGGACAAGGAGAUACGGGCGUACGAAGAACUCUUAGAGAGAAGAAGAGUAGCUCGCCACUCAGGCAGAGAUCAUGCAUGUUGAUAGGGUUGGACAAUGACGUUGUAGACGGAACAUAA